AGGGCCCAUGGCUCAGAAUCCACCACUGCCUUCAUCUCCUCGUUGACUUCUCUUCGCUAAGCUACCAUGAAACUUCUGGUCAUAGUGCUGGCCUGGGCUGUCUUCACAGAAUCCAGGUCCCUUCUCCUCAGAGAUGAACCAAGAUCUAAGCUGGCUGAGUUAGCAGAGGAGCUACAGGAAUAUACGAGAAAUAUUAGCAACGCAGUGACCGAAAAAAUGACUUUGGUGCGAAGAUCAGAGCUUGGUCAGCAGUUAGAACAUCACAUACAGGAUAGCUAUUUCAAAAUCAACAGGCGCUGGAAUAAACUGCGAGGACAGUUGCCCUCUGAGGUUGCGGAAACAUACGAAUUGGUGGCUUCACUACCGAUAGACAUGACAUUGAAGGCUUACUUUGCUGUGUUCGGAUUAACGGGAAAGCUGAUACCUGCCGCAGAGGAACUCUACGAUCUGUUGCAUCCUAUGCUGGCUCCCCACACCGACCCUGUCCUGAAGAUGCUGAGGCCACAUGCAGAGGCCCUCAGUGCCAGAGCGCAGGAGGUGAAUGCAAACCUGAACGAGAAACUGAAAUCCAGCUUGGAGGCGCUGGCAACUCGGCUGGCCCUUUAUGCCGAGAACGUUCGGAGCCAGUGGCAAGAAUUCCAGACAUCCCUGGAGCCCUUUGCAGACCAAGUACAGGAGUGGUUCGAGCAUGAAGAGGAGUCAGCCAGACAAGUCUGGCAGCCUUACGUGGCCCCUGUUGAGAAGGCAUUCCGACAAUUCAUCGAGGAGUUCUAUGGGCCGUUCCCCACAGAUCAGAGAUUUUCCCACUAGCAUUAGAGAGCAGAAUUUUGGCCAAGACUCAUCAACAGAAUUUGAUGACCCUGGGGGAUUUUGCAAUAUGUUACCCUCAGCAUUUAGGGGUGUGGCUGAUGUCUGUAACCUCCUGCAAAUCAUGCAAUAAAGGCCUGAAGAAAGCUUG
Messenger RNA from Eublepharis macularius, 958 nucleotides. RefSeq names its product apolipoprotein A-I-like. The transcript has 3 exons. Lineage: Eukaryota; Metazoa; Chordata; Lepidosauria; Squamata; Eublepharidae. Bases 67 to 810 code for a protein of 247 amino acids. The record is from RefSeq and is a predicted model, not a curated record.